Messenger RNA from Melanotaenia boesemani (Boeseman's rainbowfish), 2228 nucleotides. RefSeq names its product acyl-coenzyme A thioesterase 1-like. NCBI's taxonomy places the organism in Eukaryota, Metazoa, Chordata, Actinopteri, Atheriniformes, Melanotaeniidae. Gene Ontology annotation, biological process: acyl-CoA metabolic process; fatty acid metabolic process. The coding region runs from base 120 to 1349 and encodes 409 amino acids. The transcript has 4 exons. Gene Ontology annotation, molecular function: fatty acyl-CoA hydrolase activity. The record is from RefSeq and is a predicted model, not a curated record.
ACAGCUUCCGGAUACUUUACAGACAUAAAUUGAACGAGCUUCUGUGAUAUCGGUCGAAAGUGUAGCUUUGCAACUUUUUGUUUGUAUCCUCCUUUUAGCCAAGGCAGGGUUGAGGAGAGAUGUCUGCUCAAGUCAGACUGAGGCUGCUGCCGACUGCCAGGUGUUUGUUCGAUGAGCCCAUUCAGGUGAAAGUUGCGGGGCUUAGGUCGAAGCAGGUGGUCACCAUGAGAGCCAGAUCCACCGACGACAAAGGAGUGGUGUUCAGCUCCAUGGCCACCUACAGGGCUGAUGGCAACGGGGAGAUCAACCUGGAGAGAGACCCUUCACUUAGUGGAAGCUUUGUUGGGGUUGAGCCCAUGGGUCUGCUGUGGUCGAUGACAGCAGACACCUUGCACAAAAGGUUUCAGAAGACAAAUACACUAAAUCCCCACGUGGUGAAGUUCUCUGUGCAUGAAGAAGAGGGUGAGAUGCUUGCAGAGGUGACUAAUAAGAGGUUUCUGAUCAAAGAAGGGAUCAGCCGUGCUCCUGUCAAAGAAGGGAAUCUUCGUGGAGUCCUAUUUACUCCCCCAGGAGAAGGGCCGUUCCCUGCCUUGUUGGAUUUAUACACAUUUGGUGGUGGUCUUUCUGAGAAAAGGGCCUCCCUGUUAGCCAGCAGAGGGUUUCUGGUUCUGACUGUGUCUCUGUAUGGCCAUGAUGACCAACCAAAGAACAUCAAGGAAAUCCACCUGGAUUAUUUUGAAGAAGCAAUCAACUUUUUAAGAAAACAAGAAAAGGUGGGCAGUAAAGGAGUUGGUAUAAUAACUCUUUCAAAAGGUGGAGAUCUUGCUCUAUCAGCAGCCUCUUUCCUGCCAAACGUUGAGGCUGUUGUAUGGAUCAAUGGCUGCUCUGCUAAUGUAAUUUUACCCCUCUACUAUAAGAAGAAUCUAAUUCUUCCUGCAUUAAUGUUUGAUCCAAAGCAAUUGAUUCCUACUGAGUCAGGGGCCAUCCUAUGCAAAUAUGCCAUGCACAAUCCUCUAGAGGAAGAGAACAAAGCCACCCUGGUCCCCAUUGAACGAGCCAAGGGCCGCUUCCUCUUUGUGGCCUCAGAGGAUGACCUCAACUGGGACAGCAAGGCCUACAUGGAUGAGAUGGUGGAGAGACUGAAGCAUCAUGGAAAGGACAACUUUGAGACAUUGAGUUACCCAGGAGCAGGACACUAUUUAGAGCCGCCUUAUGGACCGCACUGCCCCUCCAGCUUCCAUGGAGUUGUAGGUAAGCCAGUCUUGUGGGGCGGUGAGCCCGCUACCCAUGCAGCAGCCGAGGUCCACCUGUGGAAGAAGAUCCAGGAGUUCUUCAGAACUCACUUAUAAUGUUUUUAUGAUUUGAACAAUACCGUUCAAAAAACCAGAUCACAACUUAUGCCUUAUAAAACUCUUAUAGAUAUAGAUAUUGAAUUCACAAUCAUUACAUUAUCAUAUGAAUGUAAUUAUUAGACUUGAAUACUGCUUCUGCUAUUUGUAGUAAUUUACCUGUAUAAAAAAAGCUGAAUGAAACUAAGAAAUAGUUUGUUUCAUUGAAUUGACUGACAUUUGUUUUAACUUGCUAGAAAUAAAAACAAUAAAAUUUUGUGUUUCCUACUAAUGUUUUAGUAUGUAUGCAUACAUACAUUGUGUACAAAGGACUGUAUUACCUGGUAUAUUUAGUGUAUUGUGUUCACAUGUAGUUCUUGCGUUCCACCACUAGGCGGCUGACCCGGCUGUAGUAAUAUAUCACAUCCGGCAGACAGCGUGGCUCAGAGAGAAAACCACACACAUGUACCACUGUACACACGCAUCUCCCACUUAUCAAUAAACACGGUUCAACGCUGAAUCCUGGACCUGGUCAUUCCAUCUCACCUCACCUGAACAUAACAAUUGAUGUCCUAAACCGACACCCUGCAGUGAUUGCUAAUCCACCCACAAACUAGCUACAGUCCUCCCUACACAUUGCAAGUAGGAGUAUAGAAAUGAAUCAGCUACUUUAAUACAAAUAGAAAAACUAUUUGGUCGUGCUGCAGUGGUACUAUUGUAGCACAAUUAGCUGAAAAACUAAAUGCAUGAUAUGCAGUCAAAUUUUGCAACUGGUGUGCAUGUGAAUGUUUUAAUGUUCUGAAAUAAAAUGAAUUUGUUGACAGAUGAUCUUUUACUCUGUUAAAAUACUUCACUAUUCCUUUAACAUCACUGUAAAUGUUCUGUCCAUUUUUGUCCUGU